Messenger RNA from Acanthisitta chloris (rifleman), 511 nucleotides. RefSeq names its product N-acetylaspartate synthetase-like. Bases 34 to 438 code for a protein of 134 amino acids. Gene Ontology annotation, molecular function: L-aspartate N-acetyltransferase activity. The record is from RefSeq and is a predicted model, not a curated record. The transcript is spliced from 2 exons. Gene Ontology annotation, cellular component: mitochondrial membrane. Lineage: Eukaryota; Metazoa; Chordata; Aves; Passeriformes; Acanthisittidae.
CUGCACUAUCUCGAUUGUGCGCUGCACACGGACAUGUCCGAUAUUGAGCAAUAUUACAUGAAACCGCCAGGCUCCUGCUUCUGGGUGGCCGUCCUGGACGGCAACGUGGUGGGGAUCGUGGCGGCGCGGGGCAACGAGGAGGACAACACGGUGGAGCUUCGCCGCAUGUCCGUCGACUCCAACUACCGCGGCAAAGGGAUCGCCAAGGCCCUGGGCCGCAAAGUGCUGGAGUUUGCCAUGCUCAACAACUACUCCUCCGUCGUGCUGGGAACCACGGCUGUGAAGAUGGCAGCCCACAAGCUCUACGAGUCCUUGGGCUUCAAGCACGAGGGUGUUGUUGAACAUUAUGCCCUGCCAGGGAUGACACGCUCCUUACUGGAGAGAAUGUUUUUCCAGGUCCGCUACCACCGCUACCGCCUGCAGCUGCGGGAAGAAUAAAAAAAACCCAACCAACCAAACGAAAAAAAUAUUUUUUCCCCCUUCAAAAAGAAUAAAUUACCCUUCUAUUUCU